AUGUACUUGAGUUUUCAAAACAAGUCGUUUUGGGAAAACCUGCAUUUGAAAUAUGGCCUUGAGGACUGGGAUAUGGCAGAGGAGCUCAAACUCACCAUCACCGAUGAAGAGUUUCUGCCAGCUCCUGACGAGACCCCGUGCCGUCCCACACUGAAGUGGCAACCUGACCCGUCGGCACACGGGUGCUCGCUGCCAGGGGCGCUGCCAGAUGCCAGGGGACGCUUCUCCUUCUCCUUAGAACCUGGCAUUCAGUCCCAUCUGUGGAUGUGGGUAAACCCCAGCCUGGUCUGCCCCAUCGCCGGGAGCCCUGGCGUAGACCCGGCUGGAUCCGACAACCGGGUGGCCUCGGGCGCUGGUGACACAGAAGCCUCCUCUCCGAAUGCAUCCUGGGACUACUCUGACCCGGACUGCUCCGAGGAGGAUGUCCUGUCAUCAUCCUGCAGCGAGGUUGGAAAGAACAAAGCAGCUUAUCCCUGCCCCUCGUUCCGCCCAGGGCUAAUAUACCCACACCCUUUUUCUCCUUCCUCUCUGCAGCUUACUGAGGAUGAAGAUGCUUCGCGUGUGGACACCCCAGUUCCUCGGGAGAUGACGGAAACUCCCAAACUCAACGCAAUGCCGAUGCCUGGGAAAUCCACAGUCCUCAAACCUCAGAGAGUGAAGCUCAAGUACCCCAGGCAGAGGAGCACCAAAAUCGAGGGAGGCUGGCCCCGUCCCCCCCUUAAUUACUGCGUCCUCAUCACCCUCGCCCUGUGCAACAGCACAAGUGGCAGUCUGACCGUUCAGCAGAUCUACCAGUUCACACGGCAGCACUUCCCGUUUUUUCGAACGGCCCCAGAGGGCUGGAAAAACACAAUCCGACACAACCUGUGCUUCAGCAGCUGCUUUGAGAAAGCCACCGGCUUUGCGUGCAGCGAGGGAAACCGCAGGUCAUGCCUAUGGAGACUGACUCCAGAAGGACGCAGAAAGUUUCAGGAGGAAGCACAGGCUCUGCCCAAAGAGGCUCUCGACUUGGUGCGCCAAAGCAUGAGCGAACCAGGUACGUUUCAGAGGGCAGGAGCCCCCCAAAAUGCAGAGCAAGUCAGAUUUCACACGAUUCCCGUGGCGGGAGGGAUAUGGAUCUCGUGA
Egretta garzetta (little egret) is the source of this 1125-nucleotide messenger RNA. RefSeq names its product forkhead box R1 (gene FOXR1). The record is from RefSeq and is a predicted model, not a curated record. Lineage: Eukaryota; Metazoa; Chordata; Aves; Pelecaniformes; Ardeidae. Gene Ontology annotation, molecular function: DNA-binding transcription factor activity; sequence-specific double-stranded DNA binding. The transcript has 6 exons. The coding region runs from base 1 to 1125 and encodes 374 amino acids. Gene Ontology annotation, biological process: regulation of DNA-templated transcription. Gene Ontology annotation, cellular component: nucleus.